UCCAGUCACAAAAAAGCUAUCACACUUUAUAUCACUUUUUUUUUUAACAUUGUGAAGGGCUCACGUAUAUUAUUCGCAUACAGUAUACUGAAUCACUGUCUCUGAACCUAGCUGUGCAUAUCUACUGAGAGAGUGGACCCGACAAUCUCAGUACCUGCAGAGAGGGGCUGCCUGUCAUGGUGCAGGGAAGACAGGACCCAAAAACAGAGGGAAAGUUCAACUGGAAUUUAUUUACAACUUAAACAGUUCGUUUUCAAAACUCAAAGCAAGUAAAAUCCAGACGAAUCUCCUGAGACGUGGGCACAUAUCCGAGGAAUCCUUCUCCACAGUACUGGUCUCCAACUGGUGAGAGCAAAUGCAAGCAGACAAGUAACCGCACCUCAAUAGACAGGCAACCAGCGGAUACACGAGCUCACACAAACUACACAAAAGAGAAGUGUUAAACCACAGCAAACAGUAACAGUCAUAGUACAUCACAAUAUUCAGACACCAGACAUGACACACGUGAGGGUUUAAAUAAGAGAAUCAAACACGGGGCAGGUGACGCACACAACUAAAGGUUGUAAUGAUCAGUGUUCCCAUGGAAACAAUCAGGGUUCCCAUGGAAACGCUGAUUCAGCAUGCCAGCGGCAAAACACGCACAGCGAUUACCGGGUCUGUGAGUACUGGCAGUGACCAGUGGAACAGCCUCCAUUGACGUGGGCACUGGCAGUGGCAGGGAAACAGCCUUCGUGGCUGUGAACACAGGUAGGGACAGAAACGACCUCCGUGGUCGUGGUCACUGGCAGUGGCAGGGGAACUGCCUUCAUGGUUGUGAACAUAGGCAGGGACAGGGAAACGACCUCCAUGGUCAUGGGCAGUGGCAGGAGAACAGCCUUCGUGGCUGUGAACACAGGUGUAACAGGUAUAUAAUUAAAUAGUAUGGUUUAAUGAUUCCACUUGUCAUGACCAUAUUUGGACUUCCUCUUAUUCUGUGAACUCUAUGUAGACUUGGGUAGUCUGCGCACUCUGCUUCUUCCCAGUUUGCAUGAGCUCUCACAGAGGUCGCAUGUGAAGUGUACAUAUUGUCAAUUAGUACAAAAAGUACUAAUUGAUUACUCUCUGGAGAGUGAUGCAAGUGCUGCAGAGGCGCUCAAAAAGGUUGUUCAUGUGUUUGACCAGACAUUAAAUGAAGACACAAGACAACUAUAUUUCUAUAUUUUCUCAACUAUUUGAGUUCGAAGUUUAUUUCAUGUGACAACAACACAACGCAGAUUAAACACUGCUACACAGGCAGGGACAGGGAAACAACAUUGUGGUUGUGGGCACUGGCAGUGGCAGGGGACCAGCCUUCGUGGCUGUGAACACAGGCAGGGACAGGGGAACACCUCCGUGGUUGUGGGCACUGGCAGGGACAGGAGAACAGUCUCAGUGGCUGUGAGCGCUGGCAGUGACAAGGGAAUGGCCUCCAUUUCCGGGUGUGCUGGCAGUGACUGGGGAAUGGCCUUCUUGGACGGGAAUGCUGGCAGCGACUGGAGAACGGCCUCCUUGGCCGGGAAGGCUGACAGUGACAAGGGAACGGCCUCCUUGGCCAGGGAGGCUGACAACAAAAGGGGAAUGGCCUCCUUGGCCAGGAACGCUGGCAUUGACAAGGGAACGGCCUCCUUGGCCGGGAACACUGGCAGCAACAGGGGAGCAGGAACCCUUCUUCUCCUCCUCUUCCAGGCAGCCAGGAGUACUGCUGUAGGAGCAGCUGUCAUGACCGAGGACGCUGGCAAUGGGACGGCUGAGGCUUCAGGCACUGGCUCUUGGACAGAUGAGGCUUCAAGCGCUGGCUCUGGGAUGGACAAGGUUUCAAGCACUGACAGUGGGAUGGAAGAGGCUUCAAGCACUGGUUCUGGGACAGACGAGGCAUCAAAAACUGGCUCGUUAGCCGUGGCUGGCAUGGGUGCUGGCUUGUUGGCCGUGGCAGGUGUGUGCACUUGCUCGUUGGCCGUGGCAGACUUGGGCACUGGCUCGUUGGCCAUGGCAGGCGUGGGCGCUGGCUCAUUGGCCAUGGCAUGUGUAGGCGCUGGCUCGUUGGCCGUGGCAGGUGUGGACGAUGGCUCGUCGGCCGUGGCAGGUGUGGGUGCUGGCUGCAGCAGGGAAACGGCCCUCAUGGUCGUGGACAAAGGCAGUGGUGGGGAAACGGCCUCAGUGAAUGUGGGCGCUGACUGUAGCAGGGGAACGGACCUCAUGGCCGUGAACAUUGGCAGUGGCAAGUAAAUGGCCUCAGUGACUGUGGGCACUGACAGCAGUGGGGGAACGGCCCUUGUGCCCGUGGACAAUGGCAGUGGCAGGGAAAUUGCCUCCAUGGCAGCAGAAACUGACAGCGGCAGAGAAACGGGAGUCUUGUUCCUCCUCCUCCUCCCCCGGGCGGUGAUUGUUUCACUACACUGCAGCGCGACUGGGUCGAACAAACACAGGGCAGGUAUUGUUCAUAGCUGAAGUUUGUAAUGAUCAGGGUUCCCAUGGAAACAAUCAUGGUUCCCAUGGAAAUGCUGAUUCAGCAUGUCAGC
This is a messenger RNA of Myxocyprinus asiaticus (Chinese sucker), 2537 nucleotides long. Its product is annotated as putative per-hexamer repeat protein 5. The transcript has 2 exons. NCBI's taxonomy places the organism in Eukaryota, Metazoa, Chordata, Actinopteri, Cypriniformes, Catostomidae. The record is from RefSeq and is a predicted model, not a curated record. Bases 1441 to 2244 code for a protein of 267 amino acids.